AUGUCUUCCCGUUUUGUGUCAGGCGGUACGACUGAUGCUGAGACGGGCGAAAUCGUGCCCGCGGACCCGUCGACGUCGACAUCGACCUCAGCAGCGCCCGCCGCUGGGGGCAGCAGUAGCGCUAAGAGGUCGGAGGAGUGGGCCGCCGUGCAGGCGCAGGUCGAGGAGGAGCGGAGGCGCCGACAGCAGCUCAGGGAAGAAGCAGCAUCGCGCGGCGGCGGCGAGGGCGAAAAGUCGCUGUAUGACGUUCUCCAGGCCAACAAGGCGGCCAAGCAGGCGGCGUUCGAGGAGGCCAACAAGAUAAAGAACCAGUUCCGGCCGCUCGACGACGACGAGGUCGAGUUCCUGGACGGCGUGAGAGAGCGGAAGAGGGCCGAGGAGGAGAGGCUGCGGCAGGAGACGGAGGAGGGUCUCAAGGGGUUCCGCGAGCUGCAGUCCAAGAUCUCAUCCGGGGAGGCCGCCCCGGGGGACGAGGACGCUGUCGCGGGUGGGGGGUGGAGUGUUGGCAGGAAGAGGAAGAGGCGGAAGGACGAGCCCGAGGGCCUGAUCAAGGGGUUGAAGAGACGGAGUAGCGGGGCUGCUGUUGAAACGACUGAUACGGCAGCCUCCACGCCGCCUGCUGCUGCGAAGGAUGCGCGAGAGACGCAGGAGCCUGCGACGAAACCUGCUGCAGCGGCAGCGACGAAACCAAAAGUUGGCCUCGUCGACUACGGCUCAGACGAUAGUGACUGA
Messenger RNA from Diaporthe batatas, 732 nucleotides. RefSeq lists its product as uncharacterized. Gene Ontology annotation, cellular component: nucleus. The transcript has a single exon. Bases 1 to 732 code for a protein of 243 amino acids. Lineage: Eukaryota; Fungi; Ascomycota; Sordariomycetes; Diaporthales; Diaporthaceae. The record is from RefSeq and is a predicted model, not a curated record.